Brassica napus (rape) is the source of this 4210-nucleotide messenger RNA. Its product is annotated as protein DETOXIFICATION 36-like. Gene Ontology annotation, cellular component: membrane. The transcript is spliced from 7 exons. NCBI's taxonomy places the organism in Eukaryota, Viridiplantae, Streptophyta, Magnoliopsida, Brassicales, Brassicaceae. Gene Ontology annotation, biological process: xenobiotic detoxification by transmembrane export across the plasma membrane. The coding region runs from base 2325 to 3839 and encodes 504 amino acids. Gene Ontology annotation, molecular function: antiporter activity; xenobiotic transmembrane transporter activity. The record is from RefSeq and is a predicted model, not a curated record.
ACCAAGCAGAGAUGCGAGCAUAUCAACAGAGAGGGAGAAGGAAGGUGAGAGGCGAACAUAAAGAAAAAAUACAGAGGCCGGCGGUAGAGGCGACUGCCGCCACCACCGGCAAAAUUAGGGUUUCGAAGCUUUGGUCUCAGAAAAGGGGAUGAGAGAAAACUUUUCUAAGAGAGAGGAAAAUUCGCCUUACCCCUAUUUUCCAACGUACCCUAUAGCUUUAAGCCUUUGCACAACUUUAUUAUUGCAAAAAAUGUUAAUGUGAUGUUAUUUUACUAUGCUGUUAUCUUUUUUGGCCGACGUGAUGUAAAAAUGGCCGGGAUUUGUAAUUGAAUCGACUAAGUCACUAAGGUGUUAUGGUUUUCUGACCAGUCAGGCCAGCCAGGCCACAUGCGGUACCAUUACACAUAUAGUUCAUGACGAAGAUUAAUAGUACCUACAUCAACAAACUGGAAACACAUUUUCCCAUAUAAAUAAGAAAAGUUCACAGCGUAAAUAGUGAAUAUUCAUUUUAGCAUUGCAUUCACAUUAAGUUUGUCGUAGAUUUGUGGAGAACUUUUUACUAAGCAACAUGUCCAUCGAACCAGUCGGAAACUCAUGUAUAAAUCUAAACACAGUGAACAGCGUAAUUGACUCCCACCCCUAAAUAAAAGCACUGAAAAGCUUUUUUUUUUUUUUGGUAAAAAUGUUAAAUUUUUUAAUAAUAAUUAAAUUUAAUUAAAAGCUUUAUUACCAGAGUCGUAAAAAAGUGCGUGGGACGCAACUGAAAAAUUCUAAACGUUACGUAAGAGAGUGUCAAAAUUUACUUAAUUGUUCUCCCGACUGUCGAGUGUGUUCUGUGACCCCUUUUCUUGGAAAGACAUUAAAAAUCACGCGUUGUGCUUUGUUUUCUGCGUUUUAUUCACAAGAAAAUAUUAGUCUACAUGAACUCUAUGUCAAAAUAUUGCAUUUGAGAUAUUUUGACAAUUCUUUUACAAUUUUGAGAUACGCACCAUAAUAUUUCAUAUUUUAUUACAGAACUUGUUAGAACUCUUAGAACAUAAUUAACGCUGCACGAGUUCUUAUUUGAUUUUUUUGGGUCUGAUAAAAAGAAAAAAUUAAAAGACGAACCAAUUGCGGGCUGCCACAUAUCAGUGGAGUCCGCAAACAGUACAAAAACCAAGUUAAACUCGGUCUUUAUAGAAGACAUGGAAGACACGGUUUUUAUAAAAACAGUGGGAUCCACUCUUUAAUAACCAAGUUAAGAGCAUCUCCAACCCACCUCUAUUUCUACCUCUAUAAUAGCAUUUAGAGGCAAAAUCACUCCAACCCAUCUUUAUUUUUGUCUCUAAAAUAGAGAUUGCUAUUUUCUCCUCUAUUUAUAGAGGAAGAAAUAGCAUUCCUUUAUAUUUUGCUCUAUAUAUAGAGAUCUAUAUUUUAGAGAAAUACAUUGGAGUAAAACCCACCUCUAUUAUAGAAUUCCUCUAUUUUAAAGGUAAAAAUACAGAAAUACAUUGGAGAUGGUCUAAGAGCCACCGUUAAUUAUGCUCUUAGUGACGAUGCUCUAGCAUAGUAAAAUGCUACAAUAGAGCUGGAGUUUCUUGUUUUUUUCUUUUUUGCUGAGAAGGGUUUACUAAGCUUCUUGGUUCUUUGUCCAAUAUACAUAUUAAUAAAAUGAGGAUCUUAAUUAUUAGUAACAUUGUGAAGUUGUAUAAAAUGAAAAUCUGUAAGGAGCAAAAUGAUCGACUGGGUGGCACUUAGCAGCUAGCCUUCCACAUCAUGCUGACAAUUUCAACUUUCUUUUAACCUUGUACAAACAAUGGUUUAUCUAUGAUAUAUACAACUUAUUAAAAUGCUCAUUAAAUUAUAUACACGUAGUGUAGGUUUUGAAUCUUAUGAUUUAAGGGAAUCGAUUUACAGAUAUAAUUAAUAAUUCUUGAUGUAUAAUGCUCUGUUUAAAGCUAUAAUUAAUCUUACUUUUCAUUUACAUGAUAAAAAUUGUUUUAGUUCGUUGAUUAAGCCAACUACAUAUGCUUAUUUUGUAUAAACAUUUUAUGCAACAUAUAUGUGAUUAUUAGAAAAAGAUGUGUUUAUUAGAUUAAAGAAAAAAGAGGGUAAAAAGGUAAAUUUGUUUUCUUCGUUUCUUCUUUUCCAGCUUUCUUUUUUUCAAAUACUCUUUCCUAAAAUGGGGGUUGGGUACACACGACAAAAUGGCCUUUAUAUUACAGCUUCUCUGAGCUAAAGUCACAGAAAAUAUACAGACUCGACAAAAGAGUGAGAAAGAGAGAAAACUAGAAAAGAGAGAUAAAUAGUCAUAGAGAAAAUACCCUGAUCUAUUUUACUACCUUAUGGGUUCGGAAGUCGUAUCCGCCGUGGAAAACAUGCAGCAACCUUUACUUGAGCCAUCAAAAUCGGAUCUCGACUUCAGGAUGGAGAGUGUGUUAACAGACCCUCACUUGCCUUAUUACCGGCGAGUUUACUUGGCGGCGUUGAUAGAGAUCAAGUUUCUAUUCCACCUUGCAGCUCCGGCUAUCUUCGUCUACGUGAUCAACAAUGGCAUGUCCAUGCUCACUCGUAUCUUCGCUGGUCGAAUGGGAAGUAUGCAACUCGCCGCAGCUUCUCUAGGAAACAGCGGUUUCAACAUGUUCACCUUUGGUCUCAUGCUUGGAAUGGGAAGUGCAGUGGAGACACUAUGUGGGCAAGCCCACGGGGCUCAGAGAUACGACAUGCUCGGCGUCUACUUACAAAGAUCCACCGUGGUUUUACUCCUCACCGGACUUCCAGUGACAUUACUCUUCAUCUUCUCUACACCUCUCCUUACUUUACUCGGCGAGCCAGCUGACGUGGCAUCAACGGCUUCCAUCUUUAUCUACGGUAUGAUCCCUAUGAUCUUCGCUUACGCCGUUAACUUCCCUAUACAAAAGUUCCUCCAGUCACAGAGCAUCGUUACGCCUAGCGCUUACAUCUCAGCAGCCACCCUCGUCCUCCACCUGCUCCUCUCAUGGCUCGCUGUCUUCAAGCUUGGAUGGGGUUUACUUGGUCUCUCCGCGAUCCACAGUCUCUCAUGGUGGAUCAUUGUCAUUGCUCAGAUCAUGUAUAUCAAGAUGAGCCCUAGGUGUCGCCCGACUUGGGCAGGGUUUAGCUGGAAAGCUUUCGACGGUCUAUGGGACUUUUUCCGGUUAUCUGCGGCUUCGGCGGUCAUGCUCUGCCUUGAGGCUUGGUAUGCUCAGAUUCUUGUUCUCCUUGCCGGACUUCUCAAAAACCCUGAACUUGCUUUGGAUGCCCUAGCUAUAUGCAUGGCAAUUUCUGCAAUCUCGUUCAUGGUCUCCGUUGGAUUCAACGCAGCUGCAAGUGUGAGAGUUAGUAACGAAUUGGGCGCUGGACAUCCCAGAUCAGCGGCAUUUUCAACUGUAGUAACUACAGGAGUAUCGUUUAUACUGGCAUUGUUUGAAGCUGUAGUGAUCCUCUCGUGGCGGCAAGUCAUCAGCUACGUUUUUACAGACAGUCCAGCGGUUGCCGAAGCCGUAGCCGAACUCUCUCCUUAUUUGGCCAUUACCAUAGUUCUUAACGGAAUUCAACCAGUUUUAUCCGGUGUGGCCGUUGGAUGUGGGUGGCAAGCAUUUGUGGCAUACGUGAACAUAGGAUGUUAUUACAUUGUGGGGAUUCCAAUUGGUUAUGUUCUUGGUUUCACCUAUGAUAUGGGAGCUAAGGGAAUAUGGACAGGAAUGAUUGGGGGCACACUCAUGCAGACUAUUAUCUUGCUUAUCGUCACUAUCCGAACUGAUUGGGAUAAAGAGGUGGAGACGGCUUCGAGACGAUUAGACCAGUGGGAAGACUCUCAAGCGCCGCUUCUUAAGCAGUAAACAAAUUUAUUUUUCAUUUUCAAAAAGAAUAUUAUGGGGAGACUUGGAGGUCAAUUUUAUUUUAUUUCUUCUUGUUCCGAUCGGUUUGUUAAUGAAUGGGAAAACUGAUAAUUUUCUGAGGGGGUUAGAGUAAAGAGAUCAUGUACAUUUUAGAAAGAAGACGACGUAAUAUUGAGAAGUGAGAAUGAAAUGUUGAAGAAAAAUUGAUGUCUUGUGUGGAAGAGUGUAGUAAACCCUUUGUAUGAAAUAAAUCAAGUAAUGAUGCAAUAAGUUACCGUUUCACACUUGAAUCAUAUAGUCAAUCUUAAUUCAAUUUAAAGUUUAAUAAACGAUGUAAUAUUAAACUUCAGCGAGCGAUGUAAUAGUUGAUA